UGGGACGGUUAGAAGGGACCUUAGCAACAGAUCGCUGACAUUCGGGACACCACACCAGCAGCUCAGGGUGCUCCAAGUCCCAUCCAGCACAGCCGUGGACACUUCCAUCGUCCCUGCUCACUGCCUUGACUCACGGAGCAGUUUUCCCAGCAGGUCUCCAGCCAUGUGCUCCCGCCAGGACAAGGACCAGUGCUACCAGCAGGAACGGCCCUGCUGCCAGGGGAGCAGCGGAUCCGGCUGCCAGGGGAGCAGCGGCGGGUCCGGAUGCCACAGGAGCAGCGGAUCCGGCUGCCACAGGAGCAGUGGCGGAUCCAGCUGCCAUGGGAGCAGCGGAUCCGGCUGCCAUGGAAGCAGUGGCGGAUCUGGAUGCCACGGGAGCGGCGGAUCCGGGUGUCACGGGAGCGGUGGAUCCGGGUGCCACGGGAGCAGUGGCGGAUCCGGGUGCCACGGGAGCAGCGGGGGACCCUGCCACGCCACAUCGCAGGAGUGCCAGCAGCAAAUCUACCAAGUAUCCUCGAGGAUGAAGUGAUGGCGCCAUCCGCUGCGGGUGAUCCACGGGGAUGUCCUGGAUCCUGCGCCGCGUCCCGAAAGCUUUGCAAAUUUCCCCGCAAUUUCCCAGGAAAAUGUGUCCCUCCCCUUCCUUCCCCUCCCCUGUCCUGUAACCUGUCCUGAGCUGCUCUGUGGAUGCUGAAAUAAACUUUCUGCUCACCCUGGCA
This is a messenger RNA of Cyanistes caeruleus (blue tit), 716 nucleotides long. The record is from RefSeq and is a predicted model, not a curated record. NCBI's taxonomy places the organism in Eukaryota, Metazoa, Chordata, Aves, Passeriformes, Paridae.